CUGUGACGCGAGUUGUAUCUCGGUGGAAGAGCCCCGGGCCCGUCCGGCCUGUGCCCGCCGCACGACUCGCCUCGCUGGGGUGUCGGCCGUGCGGGCUGGCCGCUGUCUGAGCCCUGAACAUCGGCCCCGUGGCGAACUGCGGGGGGAAAGCCGGUCCUUGCUUAGAGACGUGGCAACAAAACCAGCCGGGCGUCCGCCAAGUGGCAGGAGUCUCCGGCUCCCGUUUCACUUCCCACUCUCCGAUGUCACAAAUCUGUUGGUGGUUUGUCUGCCCAUAAACUUCAGCGGACCACGUCGACUUGAAAUGGGUUGACGAUGCUGGUCCACGCUAGGAAACUCCUGAGUUUCUAAUCAAGGUUAUGGUGUAAAACGGGGCUGUCCAACUUGUGGGCCGCUCGCUGCCCAGGUGCCCCCCAGGCUCCUCCCCCAGGGGCAUGGGCAGCCCAGGCCCCUCCCACCCUGCUCCCUGCCCCUCCCGCCAUGUGCCUAGCACAGGCCCUUUGGCUGCUUCCCCUGUGGCAGAAACAGUGCAGGCGUCCCAGAGCCCCUGCCCAUGCCCCCGCCUCGCCUUGCCCUGCCCGUUGGAGCAGCAGCAGGAAACGGAAGCUGGAGAAGGGACAGGGCACCCCGGCAGUAGGAGCACUAGGGGCAGCAGCAAGCCUGCGGGGUUAUGUUAACCCCCCCUGACCCCCGCGGGCUGCAUGAGUCCUGCAGCCCACCUGUUAGACAGCCUUGAUGUAAAACAUCCUUUCUAGUGACCCUUAUACAUCCCAGGGAAGAAAAAGGGUAUGAACUCACUGUGCGUGUUGUGGGUUCUUCAUGUAUUCUUUGCCAGUCCCAUUGAAAGCUCGGGAAGAGUUUCAUGCCAGGGAGUGCUUGAGGUAUUUAUGCAUUGUCCAUUGCUGCCUUUGAUGUGAAAAUGACCAAGUUAGGGUUUCUUCGCCUGUCCUAUGAGAAACAGGACACGCUGCUUAAACUCCUCAUCCUGUCUAUGGCAGCUGUGCUGUCUUUCUCCACUAGACUCUUCUCUGUUCUAAGAUUUGAAAGUGUCAUCCAUGAAUUUGAUCCGUAUUUUAACUACCGCACAACACGGUUUCUGGCAGAAGAAGGCUUCUACAAAUUCCAUAACUGGUUUGAUGACAGAGCCUGGUACCCUUUGGGCAGGAUCAUUGGUGGAACCAUAUACCCAGGUUUAAUGAUCACAUCAGCAGCAAUUUACCAUGUUCUACACUUCUUCCAUGUUACCAUUGACAUCCGAAAUGUCUGCGUUUUCCUGGCUCCCCUUUUCUCUUCCUUCACCACUAUAGUAACUUAUCACCUCACCAAAGAGCUCAAGGAUGCAGGGGCAGGACUUCUUGCUGCUGCCAUGAUUGCUGUGGUGCCUGGUUACAUCUCUCGUUCUGUUGCCGGCUCUUAUGAUAAUGAAGGUAUUGCCAUAUUCUGCAUGCUGUUAACCUAUUACAUGUGGAUCAAAGCAGUGAAGACUGGCUCCAUUUACUGGGCAGCCAUGUGUGCCCUUGCCUAUUUCUACAUGGUUUCCUCCUGGGGUGGUUAUGUAUUCCUGAUCAACCUGAUCCCUCUACAUGUCCUUGUGCUGAUGCUGACAGGACGCUUUUCCCACAGGAUCUAUGUCGCCUACUGUACGGUGUAUUGCCUAGGGACCAUCCUGUCUAUGCAAAUCUCCUUUGUUGGCUUCCAGCCUGUUCUGUCAUCUGAGCACAUGGCUGCUCUUGGGGUCUUUGGCUUGUGUCAGAUCCAUGCCUUUGUGGACUACCUGCGCAGCAAGUUGAACCCUCAGCAGUUUGAAAUUCUCUUCAGGAGUGUGAUCUCCCUGGUUGGAUUUGUUCUUCUUACAAUAGGAGCUGUGCUGAUGUUGACAGGGAAAAUAUCUCCUUGGACUGGUCGUUUCUACUCCCUGUUGGAUCCUUCCUAUGCCAAGAAUAACAUUCCCAUCAUUGCUUCAGUUUCUGAGCACCAGCCCACCACAUGGUCCUCCUAUUAUUUUGAUUUACAGCUACUUGUUUUCAUGUUUCCAGUUGGCCUCUACUACUGUUUCAGUAAUCUGUCAGAUGCCCGUAUUUUUAUCAUAAUGUAUGGUGUGACCAGCAUGUACUUUUCUGCUGUGAUGGUGCGUCUCAUGUUGGUGCUGGCCCCAGUUAUGUGCAUUCUGUCUGGCAUUGGAGUUUCUCAGGUGCUGUCCACUUACAUGAAGAACCUGGAUAUCAGCCGACCAGACAAAAAAACCAAAAAACAACAAGACUCUACUUACCCCAUUAAAAAUGAAGUUGCCAGUGGCAUGAUCCUCGUCAUGGCUUUCUUCUUGAUCACCUACACUUUCCAUUCAACCUGGGUGACCAGUGAGGCCUAUUCCUCCCCUUCUAUAGUGCUGUCCGCUCGCGGUGGGGAUGGUAGCAGGAUCAUCUUUGAUGACUUCAGAGAGGCUUAUUAUUGGUUGCGCCACAAUACACCAGAGGAUGCAAAGGUCAUGUCUUGGUGGGAUUAUGGGUAUCAGAUAACAGCUAUGGCCAACAGAACAAUUCUGGUAGACAACAACACUUGGAAUAAUACGCAUAUCUCCCGAGUUGGGCAGGCAAUGGCAUCCACUGAAGAGAAAGCCUAUGAGAUCAUGAGGGAGCUGGAUGUCAGUUAUGUGUUGGUAAUAUUUGGAGGCCUCACUGGAUAUUCCUCAGAUGAUAUCAACAAGUUCCUGUGGAUGGUGCGAAUUGGUGGGAGCACAGACACUGGGAAGCACAUAAAGGAACAUGAUUACUACACACCGACCGGAGAGUUCCGUGUCGAUAGGGAGGGUUCCCCUGUGCUGCUCAACUGCCUUAUGUAUAAGAUGUGCUACUACCGCUUUGGGCAGGUCUACACUGAAGCCAAACGCCCACCAGGUUAUGAUAGAGUGAGAAAUGCCGAGAUUGGAAACAAAGACUUUGAGCUUGAUGUCCUGGAAGAGGCCUAUACUACAGAGCACUGGCUAGUCCGAAUAUACAAAGUAAAGGACUUGGAUAAUCGUGGACUGUCAAGAACAUAGAUUUGCCUUCAGCUUUUAAGGAAAUCGCACUGAGUCUUUGCCUGUGAAGCAAAUUUUUUUUAUACAGUUUAUAAGUGCAAGAAGGAGUUGGAUUAACUGCCCAUGAAGUUCUGCCCUCAUGCAUACAGUCCAUAUUAGAUGGAAUGAUUUUUAUAAAUAUGAACCAGUUACCAAAUCAGAAAUAAUGGCUUUAUGGUGGGUGAUUAAAGGGGAGUUUAAAAAAAA
Molecule: messenger RNA, 3262 nt
Organism: Alligator sinensis (Chinese alligator)
Lineage: Eukaryota; Metazoa; Chordata; Crocodylia; Alligatoridae
Gene: STT3A
Product: STT3A, catalytic subunit of the oligosaccharyltransferase complex
Exons: 18
Coding region: 920-3037 (705 amino acids)
Biological process (GO): post-translational protein modification
Cellular component (GO): membrane
Molecular function (GO): dolichyl-diphosphooligosaccharide-protein glycotransferase activity
Source: RefSeq, a predicted model, not a curated record